Molecule: messenger RNA, 8977 nt
Organism: Calypte anna (Anna's hummingbird)
Lineage: Eukaryota; Metazoa; Chordata; Aves; Apodiformes; Trochilidae
Gene: CENPF
Product: centromere protein F
Biological process (GO): metaphase chromosome alignment; mitotic cell cycle; regulation of G2/M transition of mitotic cell cycle
Cellular component (GO): nucleus; spindle pole; chromosome, centromeric region
Molecular function (GO): microtubule binding; dynein complex binding; transcription factor binding
Source: RefSeq, a predicted model, not a curated record
GGACCCCGGCACCCGGAGCGGAGGCUGGCUGGGGAUAGUCGGGCUUUGAGCGGCUGCCGCUGGACCCCGGUCGGCGUUUAACAGCAUAAUACUACUCAUUUUGUGUUAAAAAUCCCAUCAAUAUGAGCUGGGCUGUGGAGGAAUGGAAAGAAGGCCUCUCUCCCAGAGUCCUGCAGAAGAUUCAUGAGCUGGAAACUCAACUAGAUAGGCUUAAAAAGGAGCGCCAACAAAGACAAUUCCAGUUAGAGUCUUUGGAGGCAGCUUUGCAAAAACAGAAACAGAAGGUUGAAAAUGAAAAAAAUGAAGCUGCAACACUAAAAAGAGAGAACCAGAGCUUGAUGGAAUUAUGUGAUAGUCUUGAGAAAGCAAAGCAGAAAAUAUCACAUGACCUUCAAGUAAAAGAAUCUCAAGUCAACAUUCAGUCAGGGCAGCUGAAUUCCAGCAAGAAAGACAUUGAAAGACUAGAACAAGAACUGAAAAGAUACAAAUGUGAGCUUGAGAGGAGUCAGCAAACAUCAAUUACAGGAGACUUAUCAUUCAAUGGCACUCCACAGAACAGUUUUACUGCUCCUUUAACACCAAUUCAAAGUCAUAAUGAUGCCAAGUUUGAAGAAUUAGAAGAAAAAUACAAGAAGGAAGUACAAGAAAGAAAAAAACUAGAGUUAGAGCUGAGAGCUAUCCAAGUUAAGAAAAUAAAUCAGCCCCAGCCUCGAAGCUCUUUGAGUUACAGAGAGAUUGCUUGGCAUCAGUCUUCUUCCUCUGUGUUUUCAUGGCAACAAGAAAAGACACCAUCUAGAAACCAAGAAACACCUGCAAGGGGAAGUUCUACAACAUCCUCUUUUCCAUGGGAAAAAGAAUCAAAUUCUAGGAGAGUAUCAGAGAAAAAUGAGUUCAACAACAGCUUUGAUGAAAAUUGUAAUUCUUCACAUGUGAUCCAGCUAAGAGCACAGAACCAAGUGUUAAAUUCCACUGUUAAAGACCUAGAACAACAACUGCAAGCUCAAGAAAAAUUGAAGAAAUCCCAUAUGAAUAAAUAUCAAGAGACUGAAAUGCAACUGGAGAGAAUGAAGUUGGAGUUAGCAGAGAAGGAUAAAGCUCUGAACAAAACCCGAGAUAAACUGACUCAAAUGAGGACACAACUUGAUCAAGCUACUACACAGAUGCAAAUGAUGGAGCAAAAGGUGAAAAGGUUGUCAGAAGAACUAAAUUGCCAAAGACAAAAUGCUGAGAGUGCUCGUCAGUCUUUGGAACAGAAAAUAAAAGCAAAGGAAAAGGAAUACCAACAGGAACUCUCUUGUCAACAACGUGCAUUACAAGCAGCAGAUCAGCAGAGCAACCAGUUAAGGAACAAAAUGAACCAAGAGCUACAGCAAGCCAAAAAUGACUUCAAUGCUCUGCGGGCAGAAUUUGACAAAGUAAUGGCAGUGAAACAACGCUUGGAACAUGAUGCCAGUGAUCUCACCCAGAAGCUGUGCAGAGCAGAACAAGCUUUAUUAGCAGCCCAAGCUAAGGAAACUGAUUUGACAAGGAUCCUUGAGGAAGUGGAGCGGAAGAAAAACCUUCUUGAUGGUGAACUUGAAAAAAAAUUGCAAGAAAAUCACCAGCUUGAACAAGAACUGAAUAUGAUCAAGCAGUCUCUAAAGGAGAGCAAGAAUUUUGCAGAAGAGAUGAAAAAUAAGAAUAUUUUUCAGGAAGUGGAGCUAAAGUUGCUGGAAGAGAAACUUAAAAAGCAAAAGAGCUUCUUUUCACCUGAGAAGCUGAAAAUAGCUUUAGCUGACAUGGAAAAGCAACAGGAUUCUAUCCGAGACCUGCUCAAGGAAAGAGAAAACCUUAUUGAAGAACUAAACAGUAAAAUAAGUAAGAUGGAGGAAGAAUCAGAAGCUCUGCAUAGGCUUCUUGGAGUCAAGCAGAGAGAAUGUGAAGAUUUGCAAAAAGAAGCUACUGCUUUUUCUCAAUGGAAAAAUGAAAACAAUAAUCUUUUAAAUAAACUUCAGUCUGAAAAGGAAAAUAUGCUGACUCAUAUUCAUGACUUGGAGAAUUCCCUUCAAAGUCAGCAAAUCAAAAAUCACGAACAUAGUGAGAAACUCAGAAUAAUGGAAAUUGAAAGUGAUAGGAAAAACACAGAGAUUAGAGAACUUAAAGACAUGCUGGAACAUAAAAAUGCAGAAUUAGAAGAGCAAAAAAAAGCUUUUGAUGAACUUCGUCAGCAAGCAGAAUGCUCUGAUAAAAAGUACUGUAAAGAGAUUGACAAUAUGUCCUGUAAAAUAUUCCAGCUUACCAACCAAGUUGCUGAACUGGAAGAAAAGUUACAAUUAGCAAAAAGUGAAGGACUGCAAAGAGAGCAAUGUUAUAAUGACCUGCUUGGUGAAUAUGAAAAAGUCCGUUGUCUUUUAAAACCAAAAAACACUUCAGAAACAACAGGAGAUGGAGAAGUUAAUUUACAAAGUGAUCAGGAUCAAGCUGUUUUAGAUACUACACAACUUGCAGCAAAUAAGUCCAUUGCUGAGGAUCACAGAGAUGCCAGAGCUAUUAUAGAAGGUGAAAAAACUAAGGAUCUGGCCAUCUUACGAGAUCAGAUUUCUUCUCUUGAGAUUUCCUUGGUGGCUCAAAAGGAACUGAAUUCAAGUCAACAGCAGAAGUAUGAAGACUUACUGCAAAUGAAGGGUGAAGCAGAAGAAAGAUUAGUUAAUGCAGAACAGAUGCAUGAAAGCUUUGUGACAGAAACUAAAGAGCACAUUAGUAACUUGCAAGCAGAUAUUUCAGCACGGCAGAAAUUAGUUGCAAGUGCCUUAGGUGUUCUUGAGGAAAAGGACAUGCAAUUGCAAAGUCUGAAUGAAAGAUUAGAAAACCACCAAGCUGAGUUUCAGGGCUUAGAGAUCAAUAAUAAAUUGCUUGAGGAUUCAGUCAGACAGCUGAAGAUCAUGUCUGGAACAUGGGAUUCGGAGAAGAAGGAAAUGUCUUCAAUGAUGGGCUCAUAUAGCAAAAAAAUAGAGGAACUUACAGAAGAAAAUGCAAUCCUUAGGGAAUUAAGCAGAAUUUUAGAGCAAGAAAAAAUAACUUUACUGGAAGCAAAUAAAAAUAUUUCUGAAAGGUUAAAGGAAAAAGAAGAAAUAAUUUCUGAAAUGUCUGGACGACACAAAGAGGAAAGACAACAUAUUGAGUCCAGGACUGAAGAAAUUCAAACAGAACUUAAAAUUUUGCAAGCAAAAUAUAAAUCAAUGGAAGAAGAAAAAACAAAUUUGAUGAGUGCUCUCAGAGAGCAGAUGAUUAAAUUUGAGGAAAACAAAGCAAAAUUAGAAAAAGAGAAACAGGAGAAUAGAGAUAUCUUGCAUAAACUAAUAGCCUCAGAAGAAAUUAAAAAAGAUUUGGUUCAUGAGCUGCAGUCAGAAUUUUCCAAUAUCCAACUUGUACCUUCCUCAAAGCUUGAGGAUUCAGGACAGGAAAUGUUAAAUGUCAGGGUAACACAGAACGAAAUGCAAGAGCAACAUAGUACUGGAUUCCAAGAUGAGGAGCAUCUGGGAAAGAAACUAGAAAAAGAAAGUGAACCUCUAAUGUGGGAUGUUAGUUGUGAACAGAGACUCUAUUCAGAACAGUUGAGGAAGUCCAUGGAAGAAAAGGAUGCUGAACUGAAUAAAUACCAAGUUAAACUUGAGAUUCUUCAAAUGGAUUUUGAGGACAGAGAAAUCUCCCUAGAGAACUACAGGUUAGAAGUGAUACAAUUGGAGACUGCUUUGAAAGGCGUGGAAGCAGAACUCGAAAAAAGUGUGAGGGAGAAAGAGAGACUGCAGCAAGAACUACAGUCUGUUAAAGAACUGAAAGCUUCAGAUUCUCCACUUGCAGUAUUAGAAGAAAGUGGUCACUCUGAGUAUAAUUAUGAUAGUGUUUCCCAGAACUGUAAGAAAAGAGGACUAGAUGAAAGUUAUUCAUCAGUCUUGCUGGCAUCCUCUUUGCAGGUAACAAUAAACAAUCUGACUGAGCUUGAGAAAAUGUGUGAGAGGUUGCAGAAUGAGAAAACCGUAUUAGCCUCUCAGUUUAAAGACUCAGAAAUCAAUGGCAUCACAGGUAUUGAUAAAGUAGCAGAGGAGGAAGAGAAUAUAAGGAAUGCAGAUAAAAAUUUAAGAGCUGAGAAAGCUAUUUUUCCUGAUGAACUUAUGGAUCAAGGUGAUAACAGUGAUCUCAGAGAGAAUUUUGAUAAUAAGGAAAUGUCCUUUGGGCUUAAAGGAUGCAGUAUUGGACCCAGUUCUGACUACAAAGAUUUAAAAUUGUCCAGCAAAGAAAUUAAAAUGCACUUUGCUGAAGUAAGAGAGAAACUUCUGUCUUUCCAGAAUGAACAUAUAAAGUUAUAUGAACAACACUGUGCUAUGAGCUCAAAAAUAUCUGAGUUACAGUCUUGUAUUGAAAUACUGAAGGCAGAAAAUUCUGCAUUAUCAACAAGCCUGAGCAAUGCUCAUAGAGAUUCUAUGAGAGUGUCACUAUCUUCCAGCCAAAGUGAUAUGCUGUCUAAAUUAGAUGAAAGUAAGCCCACAAUUUCUUCCUCAGACCUUUUUGAAAGUCCCUCUUUUACAGAAGAAAGUGAAGUGGUUGAUUCCUGUAACAGUGGUAUGUGCAAAGGGACAGAGGAAAUUAAGCUGCCAGACAGUUCUGCACAAAUAAUCUCAGAAGGUGCAACAAAUGUUUUAUUUGGAAAUUUUCAUAAUGAUCACAAAUUGGACUUUGCUAGAGAGCCCAGGAAUACAACUCCUAGAAAAUCUAAUCUUGAGAAGAUUGAGGAACUUCAGAUGCUGUGUCAGACAUAUGAGAAGGCCAUUAAAGUGCUUGAAGACCAAUUUCACAUUCAAGAGAAUAUGAAAAAUGAGGAAAUACAGGAGCUGAAAGAAGUUAUACUCUCUGAAAGAAAAGAAAUAGAUCAUCUCAAACAGCAGAAUCUAUCUGACAAGGAAGAAUGGCAGCAGAAACUGCACAACGUGACUAUGGAGAUGGAAUGCAAACUGGCACUGGAAAGAAAACAAACUGAGAAUCUGUCUUUGGAGCUAGAAGCAGCAAGAUUCCAACUACAAGUCCUUGAUUUAAGUUCUCGUUCACUCCUGUACACAGAUGUUGAAAAUAAUGCUGGACAAGAAAGCAAUAGUCAUCAGUUAGGAGUGCCUAUUGAAAAUCCAGCACUGAACAGCAGUGAACCUAAACUAACCUCCAGUGAGAAAAUGGCAGUAGGAGAUACCCCUGUGUGUGAAGAUGUAACUGAAACUCCUGAAGCAAGAAUAAUGGAAGACUAUACUGAAAAGAUUUCUGAAGAACAUGAGUGUGAAAACAUGUCAGGAAUGACCAGCUCUUCAAACCACACCAGUUCAUUGUCAUUUUCCAAUAGUAAUAUGUUUUUGAGGGCAGAGGAUUUCUUUGACAACCAAAUAACCAGUGAAAUGCUUCAGGAGGAGGCAAAACAAACCUCUGAAAAUUUGAAGCUUAUCUGUGAGACAGAAGAAGGACAUAAACAUGUUGAUUUGCUUAUAAAAGUUGAGCCUAACUCAGAGCUGAACUUUGAGAAUGCACAGUUAACUCCAAAGAGCUCAGCUUCUGCAGAAAUGGAGGAAGCUCCUGUAGUUGUUAAGGAAGAAAACUGUGAUGUAAAGGAAAACCUGGAAUCAGUCUCUGUCAAUAAGGAGCAAUUACCUCUUGCAGUAGUGUCAUUGGAAAAAACACCCGAAAAAGUAAACUCUGAGGUAAAGAUAUAUAAAGUUAGAUUGUCUAAUGCAGCAGACACAUUGGAUAAUGCAGAAAUCACCAAAAAGAUUUGUCAUGAACAAGUUCUUGCAGCUGAAAAUGAAUACAGGAGUCCAAAAUCUGAGCAACUUAAUCCUAAGAACAAUGCCUUGUUCAUAGAGAAUUAUAUUGAAAUGCUUCAGGCAAGAUGUCAGCAAUUAGAAAGGGAAAGAGAAGUUAACAUGAAACCUAUUUCUAGCUUUCAAGAGCCCCUUGUUUCAGUCACAGCUGAGAGAAAUCAUAUUGGCCAAGAACUGAGUGUUUUGCCUGAAAAUAAAAAUGGAUUGGAUCAGAAGUAUCAGAAUCUACAAGAGAAAUUAAAAGAGCUAGAGUCAGCUAGGGUGGAUUCUACUGAAUAUAUUAAAAGAUUAGAGAGUGAAGUGAGAACACAAACAAAUCUGCUUGAGGCUGCAAAAUCUGAUAUAAAUCAAUUAUCAAAGGAAAAAGAUCAUCUUCUGCAGAAGUUGCUAAGCUUGGAAAAGGAUGCCAUGUCUUUCUCCUUAGAAAAAGAAGAACUCCAAAAUAAAGCAGCUCAGCUGAACAAGGAGAAAGAGCUGCUUGUAAAAGAGUCAGAAAUGAUGCAGAGUAAAUUAAGUUCAUCAGAAAUGGAAAAUUCAAAGCUUUCUAGGUCUUUGGAAGGCUUGUUAAUGGAAAAAGGUGAACUUGCUGCUAGGCUUAACUCAGCACAGAAAGAAGUAGAUGAAAUGAGACGUGGAAUUGAGAAGCUGAAAGUAAAGAUUGAAUCCGAUGAGAAGAAAAAACACCACAUUGCUGAAAAGCUGAAAGAGAGUGAACGGAAAGCUGACUCUCUUUUGGAUAAAAUAGAGAGGCUUGAAAGGGAAUUGGAGAUGUCAGAGAAAAACCUAGAAGAUGCAGUUGUUCAGUCAGAGACUGCUAAAGCAGAAGCAGAAACAUUAACAGUGGAGAUCGAAGAGAUGGCUGAAAAGCUGGAAUGUUUUAACUUACAAAUUGAAGCCCUCUCCUCACAAAAAGAGGGUUUGGCUAAAGAUCUGAAAGAAAAGCAAGAAAGAAUCCUUGAACUGGAGUCCUCUAAUUUGACUACAGCAAAACUGUUAGAGGAAAAGGAGGAAGAAAAGAUGAAAAUCAAGAAUGAGUUUGAAAAUGUUGUGAUAUUACUGAAGUCUGAGCUCAAAGAUAUAAGUGAGAAAUUAGAAUUUUCUUGCAAGAAGGAAACAGAUGCUAGAGUAAAAGAGCAAGUCUUGAUUAAUCAGGUGGCUCAUCUUGAGCAAGAUAAAACAUUACUAUUACAGGAAUGUCAGGAAAUAAAAAAUGAAAAUAUCAAACUGGACCAAACAAGGGAACUACUUGUUCAAGAAUUGAUGGACUAUAAACAAAAACUCGAUGAAAAAGUGCAGGAAAAUGGUGCUCUUCAAAAGCAGGUGAAGGAAUCAGAGGAGCUGUCUUUACAGCUGACACAUAUGCAACUCGAGCAUGAAUGCUGGCACCAGGAGAAAAGGCUGCAGAAUUUGGUGGCUGAAUUGAAGCUGAAGGAACAAAAUUUUUCUGAUAAGGAAGCCUUUACUGAUAUCCUGAAUGUUCUAAAAGUGUCUUAUAAGGACCUUGAGAAGGAACUGGAAUCUACACUUUGUGAAAAGAGCAUUUUAUGUAAAAAGGUAAAUGAGCUGACUGAAAGUCGGACUGAGCUGGAAGUCAAGCUAACUGAUACUGAGCGGGAGAUUUCCAAAUUACAGGAAGAAUUUGCCACAGAAAGAAGGAAACUUGCUGAAGAACUACAACUUAUUCAAGAACAUUCAGAAAAGAACAAAAUUCAGCUGCAUCUGACCAUAACAGAAAGAAAUGAGCUGACUAAGAGUUUGGAGGUGGUCCAGAAAGAACUGCAGGAAAAAACAAGUGAAAUUAAAAGAGAAAUAUCCAAAUACAAAGACAGACUACUUCAGGCAGAGAAAGAGCAUCAUGAUGCUCUGACAGAAGCCAACAGAAAGAAUGAAGUAAAAAUUCAGGAUUGCCAAGAUAAGAUUACUUCGCUGGAGUGCUUUAUCACCUCACAAAAAUUGGAAAUUGAGCAGUUGAAGUCAAAUAAAGAAGAACUAAAUAAUUCCCUUAAAGAAGCUAACCAAACCUUAGGAGAACUCCUAAAAGCUAAGGCUGAUAAUACUAACAUUAUUGUUCAGCUCAAGAAGGAAAAUGAAUUUGCCCACAGUAAAGUUCAGCUCUGGAUGAAAUCAUGUAAGCAGAUGGAACAGGAAAAGGAAAUGCUUCAGAAACAACUAAUUGAACGUGAUGAACUAUUAAAGAAGGAAAAUAUAACUACUGAUGAGAAUGUCAUUAUAGAAGAAAUUAAGUUAAAAAUGGAAGAAUUAGAGGCAUCUGCAGAAGUGAAAACCAGAGAAGCAAAUGAGAACUUGGAGAAAUACUGCUCUCUACUUGUUAAAUAUUAUAAACUAGAGGAAGCAAAUGAGAUGCUUAAAACACAAGUCAGUUUGUUGAGUGCUCAGCUGAAACAGCAAACAAGUGGUGCUGUCAGCACUCCUGUGCCGAAUUCAGAUGACUCAUUAACAGGGAGCAAUCAGUCUGUCAAAGAGAUGAGGUCAGAUGAAGACACUACUAAACUUUCAAGUAAAAGGCAGAGAUGUGAAGGCAACGGAAAAGAUAAUGGAGAACCAAGAUCCCCUGUGCCAGAGACUUCAUCCAAAAAAAAAAGGAAGGAUGAUUUCUGUCAAAAUCUGCUGGGUCAGGAGGACACAGACGGUGAGCCAGAUGGGCUUCCAGAAGUAGUAAAGAAAGGGUUUGCUGAUAUCCCCACUGGAAAGGUGAGCCCUUACAUUUUACGUAGAACAACUCUAAAUCUAAGAACCAGCCCUCAUCUGCCUUCCACGAGUGAGAAAUUGCCUUUUCCUGCACAAGACAUAAAAAAAUGCAAACAAGAUAAUGUUGGUGAGCACUCCUGUUUGACAGCUGGUGGCAGCAAACCACAAAAGGUAAAUGAUGAACAGCAAUCCCAUGCAGGAACACCUUUGAAAUCUACUCCAAGGUCACCACUUUGCCCAUAUAAGCAAUCCACAAAACCUGUCCCCGAAAAUGCUAGGGAGGGUCAGCUGAUGAACAGAGCCAAAAAUUCUCUAAGUGAACAAGGAGUACCUGAGCAAGAUAAGGAAAAAGAAAAUUGUAAGGUGCAGUAAAUCUGUGUGGACCUAAUAAGAACUCAAAAUAACUGAUAAAAAAGCAGUUUGUGAAAUAA